AUGGGAGAGUGGGUGACGCAGUGGAGGGUAGAAUUUUUGGGGAGGGAAUGGAACGUCGUGGACAUAGGCUCAGUAGUCGUUGUUUUGGCUUUGCAUUUGCUUACUCUUUUAGCUCCAUUUCAUUUCAACUGGCCUGCAUUUUGGGUAGCAGUUGCACUCUAUCUUGUCGUAGGAGUGAGUGUGAAUCUCUCUUACCACAGGCAACUUUCCCACCGGAGUUUCAAGCUUCCCAAAUGGCUUGAAUACUUUUUUGCUUACUGUGGAGUCCUAUCGUUUCAGAGAAGUCCGCUUGAAUGGGUGAGCAUACACCGAUCUCACCACCAAUUUACAGACACAUUGAAGGACCCUCAUAGUCCCGUUAGAGGAUUUUGGUAUAGUCACAUUGGUUGGAUCUUCAAUUAUCGUUCUCGGUUUGGAAGUUAUGAAGCACGACUAAAGAAUGUUGGAGACUUGAAAAGGCAGCCAUUCUAUAGAUUUCUUCAUUAUACGUACCCCCUUCAUGCAAUUGGUUUUGGAGUUCUCCUCUACGCUUUGGGAGGAUCACCCUUUCUGGUUUGGGGACUGGGUGUGAGGUCAGUAAUUUUUCUCCAUGCUACUUUUGGAAUAAAUUCAAUUUGCCACACUUGGGGGCAACAAGUAUGGGAUACUGGUGAUUUGUCUCGAAACAACUGGUUAAUUGGAUUGCUGGCGCAUGGAGAAGGUUGGCAUAACAAUCACCAUGCAUUUGAACACUCAGCUCGGCACGGCCUAGAGUGGUGGCAAAUUGAUAUUACUUGGUACGUAAUAAGAUUUCUUGAAGCUGUUGGAUUAGCAGCGGACGUAAAGCUUCCUACUGAGACUCAGAAGAAUCAAAGAGCUUUAAUGUUAACCAGCAACAACCACCAAAUCAGCAACGAAAAACAGCUCGACUCAAAAGUCAGCAAUGGAAAGCUUUGAAGCUUUUGAACUAGAAAAUACGUUUAUGUCACUAGUUACCAACUUACCAAAUUAUACCAAAUUCAUUAUAAAUAAUGUCCUAUGUCGGUUAUGCUUGUAAUGUGGUGUUAA
Molecule: messenger RNA, 1047 nt
Organism: Pyrus x bretschneideri (Chinese white pear)
Lineage: Eukaryota; Viridiplantae; Streptophyta; Magnoliopsida; Rosales; Rosaceae
Product: palmitoyl-monogalactosyldiacylglycerol delta-7 desaturase, chloroplastic-like
Exons: 5
Coding region: 1-936 (311 amino acids)
Biological process (GO): lipid metabolic process
Cellular component (GO): endoplasmic reticulum membrane
Molecular function (GO): oxidoreductase activity, acting on paired donors, with oxidation of a pair of donors resulting in the reduction of molecular oxygen to two molecules of water
Source: RefSeq, a predicted model, not a curated record